AUGUAGUGUUUAUGUGAAUUUAUAAUUUAGCUCAAGGAUAGAACCCAUGAUGAUCGAUACCAACCUUAAUUGAAACCAUAUAGUCAAUCCAACGUAUUGACUCGGGUAGAAAAACCGAAGUGAAUGCAAAUAAAAGGUUAUGGAAAAUUGAAAUAUUAACAUUUCUUUAGCUCCGAUAUAAACAUGGGUCGACCCCGCCUGGGUGAGUAUAUCCGGGCCAUCGACUUCCUGGGUUCGAGCGGGAAGUACGAAGACAGCGAUGAUGACCCGGGCAACAAACUCAUAGAUUACGAGCGCCUCGUGAACAACGAUGAUUCCUUUAACCUUGCCGAACUCAAGGACGGAUUUGCGGCAUUUCGGGAGAAGGUGUGUGUACCGAACUUCCCCGGCCGCCACUCAGGGCCUUACUGGGUCGCUUACUCCACGAUCUGUGUGCUCGAUAGAUUAAAGGGUAGUUUUGAAGAUGACAAUGCAAUGAGAGAGAUCGGGCGACAGCAAUUUGAAACUUGGCUUGCACUCCUUCGUGCACGGCCUUCGUCCGGUCACAUAGAUUUAAUGAGUAAGCUUAACGAUGCCAAAUACAAGGAAUACAUUCAGAGUCUUUCUGGAAAGGAGUUAGGCGAAGUAUUUCAGAAAAUGAAAAUUUCGUAUUCUUACGAUUCCUCCGACACAGACGAUGAAAGGGUGUACGCCGACUUUCUUCAUGACGGCAUCGUGAUGAUAUUUAAAAGUAUAAAUGAGGGUCAGUGUUCCGGUUGCCAGAACGAGUUCCUUGAUUUAUAUGGUUUCUACGAGGGUCUUCUGCCUAAAAUGUCUGAGAUUAUGAGGAGAUAUCUCGGCUACACCAUCCGGGAUAUGAGGAGCGUCUUUCCGGACAAAAACCCAUUCUUGGAUUUGAAAGACAUGCACGUCUACACACAGUACUUAAAGGCUAUCAAAGAGAUGUUGUGUGCAUUCGAUGGCGACAUCAAUGACCUUGAGGUUGAAAACACUUUAAAGUGUAUCCUGAAAGCAGCCAGCAAAGAAAAUUUCAUUUUGGACAUAUACGAAGCUUUAAUUGAUGUGGUUGCAAGUUUUAUAAAACGAGAUUCAGCGCCAGCGAAUGCCGAACGAAUUCUCAAUUUAUUCAGACAAAACCUGUUUAGGUCCUUCCAUGAACAACAUGCCAAGCCGAAUCUGAAGGUGUUUGACGCCACAGUUAACUUUGUAGAAGAUAUUCUAGCUUCUACGAAGCACGAUGGUGAUGCCGAGGAUCGCAAGGAUAAUGAUGUCUCAAAGUGCCUUAAUGAAGCACUCGAAUACUGUGUCUUCAAGUUUUACGACCUGCCUAAGACGAAUGUAGAGGCGUUGUUGAAUCUCUGGAUUGUGCUAUUGAAGACGGAACAGAAGAGCUACGUAUAUAGAGUGUAUGAUAUCGCGGGAAAUGAUGAAUACGCCAAAGUUAUUGUAUGGAAGGAACAUUUGGAACACGCUAAAGCUUUUCUGAAAACAAUUUCGAAAGUGCGUUACCAUGACGAUACCAAGCGUUACUACGGAGAUAUAAUGAAGGCACUUUUAGAAAGCUGGAAAAAGGGGAAAGUACUGGGCAUGUUGCAAAAGGAACUCGUGGACUUUAUAUUCGAUUGUCUGAUGGACGAGUCCUCAGAUAAAGAAGGUCUUGCAGAAGAUGUGGUAGACAAGUUCUUUGUCAUGACAAAAAAGGAUGGUGAUCUCGUUGAUUACAUAUUGGACAAAGCUAUCGCUGCUCUAGAGAAACCGGAUAUGUUUCAAAAUUGGGAACGUGCAACUUCAGCAACAAUCCAGGGAAUACUUAACUGCUGCAUAGAGAUUUACAAGGGAAAUGGGAAGUCUGUCAGUGAUGGUCACCAUGCAAAAUGGUUGUCCCUGAUAGAAGUGAUUUUUAAGGGAGAGGCCGUGGAUGUGGAAACGCUACUGAUUGGAGAUGGAGAGUACGGCACAAUCUACCUCAAUAUAUUUGCAGGCGUCAUAAUGAAAUACAUCAGCUUGAUUAUGAUGACGCCAAGGUUGAAAGAUUGUGGUCUCCUUUACCGGCAAAGUCUUGUACUUGCAAAAGUUGCAGAGGAAAACGACAUGGGCAGCGGGCCAUACCACAUGUUAAAAUAUAUGACCACGUCGGUUCUUGCGCUUUUCGCCACCAAUCCUCUACCAAAUAUGGGAGAUAUGGCGUCUGAAAUUGUCGAUCUGUUCUUGGUCAUGGAAGACUGUUCUCUGAUGGCUUCUGUGAUGCAUAGUGUAUAUCCUCUUAAUCCAAAUGCGAUCCAUGUGCGAAUAGAGGAUUUGAUAGACAGAAUCGAUACAAUAAAGGAAGACCAAGUGUCAACAAUACUAGGAAUUUUAACAAUCGUGGCAACCAAACAUCCAGAGGCGAUUUCCUCGAAAGAUGUUGGUAAACUUUUGGAGAUGGGAUUAUCUUGUACACCAAAUCUGCAUUCAACGUACAUGGCAAUCGUGCUGGUUGUAGCUCGAAAUAACCCUUCGGCAGUGGCUCCACACUUCCAAAAGCUGAAGAACGAUAAAAGAUUUCCCAAGCAAACGAAGACUAUUCGCGUACUCAUUGUUGUCCCCAUUGCUCUGUGUAACGAGAACCUUGGAAGGGAAGGGAUUGAUUUUCUUAUGUCUGUUUUGAGCCCGAAUGACUUGCAAGACGCCCAAGUGAUUGUUUCUCAGCUAUCGCUGCUGGCUAAGAAAGAACAGGAGUACAUUCAGAAGUAUCGACCUGAAAUUGAAAAGUUACAAAGCAAAACAGGCGCUCAUGACCUUAAGCAAAGUUGUGAACAUUUACUUAACGUUAUCGACGGCAAAGGAUUGGAUGAUAUUGUGGAUGCCAUGGAACAACAGCAGAUGGUUGUGACCGAUCUAGAAACAAAGGUUGGAGCAACAAUAAACACUGUUGUGUCGCUCGGCGAUCACGUCCUCAAACAAGGCGAAGAGAUAGCAACUUUAACGACCAACGUUGAUCAAAUUGAUGAGAGAGUCAACGAAGUGGAGACUGACUUGAGUGACACAAAACUUAAAAUCGAAGAGAUAGAUAACAAGACGAUAACAAGUGCACCUAAAUGGUCACGAGAUUUAACAAAGUUGAUGAAUCCAAAAUCAUCGAAUGACUGGCGACUGUUGGCAAGUAGACUAGGCUACAAAAAUGAUGACAUUCGAGCUUGGUCUCAACACCACGAUCCGUGUAUGGGUUUGCUAAGUGAAUGGUACGCUACCCACAAAAUGAGCGAAGCUUCAAAAGGAUUGCUGAAUUCACUUCUGGAAAUGAAUCGGGAAGACGGGGCGAUUAUUGUUGAAAAUGCAAUGAAAGCUGCUGAGGAUGUUGUUGAAGACGAAGACUUUGAGUACCCCAGCCCACCCCCUAUAUUUCUCAGUUAUCAAUGGGGCAUACAAAAUGAAGUAAAAUUAUUAAAACAACACUUGCAAAUGGCGGGGUACGAAUGUUGGAUGGACAUCGGCCAGAUGGGUGGCGGAGACAAGCUCUUCGAGAAAAUAGAUAACGGCAUUCGAGGGGCGAAAGUGAUUGUUAGCUGUACCACGGAAAAGUAUGCAAAGUCGCCAAACUGUAACAGAGAGGUGAAUUUGUCGGUAAACCUCGGAAAACCUAUUAUCCCGUUACUUAUGGAGAAGAUGGCUUGGCCACCAAAGGGUUCCAUGGGUCCAAUAUUCAGCGAGUAUUUAUUCAUACGAUCUUUCCAAAGAAGCGGAGAAGAAACGGAUGACCAACGAUUCUGGCCCGUUGCAAAGUUUCAAGAGCUCCUAAUGCAGCUGAAUUUUUAUGCUGUGCCAAAUGAAAGUCUUAUCUCAAAAGACUACAAAAACUGGUGGAUACCAAUUGUUGAGGAGAUCAAGAUUGACAAAAAGAAAGACGUCAAAUCGUUCGGAGCAGCUUCUAAUCCCAUAGAGGUUAAUUCCAAGGAAUCUCCGGUUGUCUUUUUAUCUUAUCAGUGGGGUCGCCAGACACAGGUUAAAGGCCUAUACGAAUGCUUAACAUCAUUGGGGUAUUCGGUUUGGAUGGAUAUUUUUCAAAUGGGUGGUGGGGAUUCUUUGUAUGACAAAAUUGAUCGAGGAAUAAGAGGCUGCAAGGUCGUAGUAUCCUGUGUCACUCCAAAGUAUGCUCUUUCGGCUAACUGUAGACGCGAAAUGAGUUUAGCUGAUGCACUGAAGAAACCGAUUAUUCCGCUUUUGUUGGAACAAACGAAGUGGCCCCCAGACGGCCCCAUGAGUAUGGUUUUCACAGAACUACUUUUUAUUAACGUGUACAGAGAUGAAAAUAUCCAGAAAACAUGGACUGGACCAAAAAUUGAAGAACUUGUCUCUAAAUUAAAAGAGCACGUUCAAGUUAAGGAAUUUGGCACACAAUCAGAUAAGAAAGAAGUGAAGUCUACCUCAAAUGAAUCAGCACACGAGAGUCAACCCAUAAAGCCGAUAGAACAGAAUGCUAAGAAUGAAAUCGAGAAGACGCCAAACACAGCGAGUAAAGCCAGCACUGAAGAUAAGAAGCAGGUAACAGAGAAUGCCGAAACUGAAACCCCGAUCCCGGGGAAACAGAUUACAUCUGUAGAACCGUUGAAACAAAAUGCACCAGUAGUUGAGAAAAAAGCUGGAACAGAGAGCAAAAUUGUGGUCAAAAAGUCGGAAAGUAAAUUACCGCCUUCAACACAGAAGUCCUCGUCUUGCAGCCUUCUUUGAAAACAAACUUUUAACAGGUCAUGCAUAAAAACAUAACACCAAACCGCUAAAUUUCUCGUCUUCUUAUGUAACAAACGGUUAAAGUCACAACUAUUGUACGAAAUCUCUUCAUUUGCAAGUUGAUGACAGAGCUCGGUUUCAUAUACCAAGCUAGUUUUCAUUAUGUGCUGGUCAAAACAUAUAUUCACUAAAUAAUUAAUAAACUAGAAUUUAUAUUAAAACUAUCUUGUAUUUUAAUAUUUAAAUUUGUGAACAAGAAAUAAAAUUAAUUGGACCAAGCCACUACAGUUAUGGUUGGCAUGACUAAACACAUACUUAAUUUGUAAUGUUAUAUGUACAAGUUUUCUCCGAGGCCGGCUCAAAAUAUAGCUUUGCUCUAUGUGUUUGAUUAAUAACAAAUAAAGAAGGGUAUAUACUUAUGCAUAAGUAAGUAACACGACCUAUCAUUGUUACAUCUAAAGCCUCAUAUUAAUAGCAUUAUUUUAAUUACAAUGUACUUCCAUUUGUUUAUUUGAUUUAGAUAAAUAGUCGUCUUUUAUCUCUCUUUUCAGCUUUCGUCACGCAUAUUUUGUAUGCUUAAUCCUAAAACAUGUAACCUUACUUAGAUAACUAUAAAGCAAGGACGAAUUUUUGUUAAGGCACACAAUUCUGUACGUAAUAUGCAUAAACAGCUAUUUGUUUUAUACUAGUUUUUUUUUAAAUAUAACACGGGUAUGUUAUUCCUUGCUCAUCGGGUAUUGGUGGUAGUAGACCGAACACUUAAUAAAUGUUAUAAUAAAUGUUCAUUUACCUUAAAAUAUUCGUUGACAUAUGAUAUAAAUGUUCAAAUAUUUCGGGUUAAACCAACUGGUUAAAUCCCCUAAUGAAUUCUUGCUUAGUUUCUUAAAUAGUAUUUAUUGCUUUUUGUUGAACUAAGUUUCUUUUCUAAAAAAUUGCUCUUAUUUGCAUACUUGCGUUAAUUAUUUGGUUUAUGUAUUUGUCUGCACACGUAGAGAAAAAGCUCAACGAUGUUGAUGGUAGUUAAUCUUCUUGUGAUUCCAAAAUCAUUGAUCUUAAUAAAAGUCGAGCAUGAGGUUGUUGCAAAGUACUCGAUUUGACACAAGGAGGAUCAUAAUAUGAAAAUUUGGUGGCCAAGUUUUACUUAAACUACUGGUGUUUACUAAAUGUGUGUGCAUGCGCGUUUGUUUGUGUAACUGUCGCAAUAUAUGUGUACUCGCACUGUU
Molecule: messenger RNA, 5930 nt
Organism: Mya arenaria
Lineage: Eukaryota; Metazoa; Mollusca; Bivalvia; Myida; Myidae
Exons: 24
Coding region: 184-4707 (1507 amino acids)
Biological process (GO): signal transduction
Molecular function (GO): protein binding
Source: RefSeq, a predicted model, not a curated record